Messenger RNA from Anolis carolinensis (green anole), 1699 nucleotides. It is a transcript of the gene dctd, whose product is annotated as dCMP deaminase. Gene Ontology annotation, molecular function: zinc ion binding; hydrolase activity. The transcript is spliced from 7 exons. The coding region runs from base 111 to 836 and encodes 241 amino acids. The record is from RefSeq and is a predicted model, not a curated record. NCBI's taxonomy places the organism in Eukaryota, Metazoa, Chordata, Lepidosauria, Squamata, Anolidae.
UUUCCUCAUUGGGUUGAACGCAAGCCCAGCCUCCACUUUCUCCUCCCCUUCUUGGGAGUUCCGGCAUCUUUGGCGCCAAAUUGCAAACCCUCUCCUCAGACUGCAAGGAAAUGAGUGGCUGUGGUGGCGCCUCAGAGGCCAGCAAUCCCAACGGGUAUAGCUGUGAGAUGACCUGUAAAAAACGUGAUGAUUAUUUGGAAUGGCCUGAAUAUUUUAUGGCUGUAGCUUUCCUCUCAGCUCAAAGAAGCAAGGAUCCACACUCUCAGGUUGGUGCUUGCAUUGUGAAUUCAGAAAACAAGAUUGUUGGGAUUGGUUACAAUGGCAUGCCUAAUGGAUGCAGCGAUGACUCGUUACCUUGGACAAGAACAGCUGAGAGUAAACUUGACACUAAAUAUCCCUAUGUAUGUCAUGCUGAACUGAAUGCCAUAAUGAACAAGAACUCAGCUGAUGUGAAAGGCUGCAGCAUGUAUGUUGCCUUGUUUCCUUGUAAUGAAUGUGCAAAGCUCAUCAUCCAGGCAGGUAUCAAAGAAGUUAUCUUUAUGUCUGACAAAUAUCACGAUACUCCAGAGAUGACAGCUUCACGCCGCUUGUUUGAUUUAGCUGGAAUUAUAUACAGGAAAUUCAAACCAAAGUGCAAUAAGAUAGUCAUUGAUUUUGAUUCAAUUAACAGCAGACCAAGUCAAAAGCCUCUAAUGACAAAAGAAAGAAGGAAAGAAGGAAAGAAGGAAAGAAAGAAAGAAAGAAAGAAAGAAAGAAAGAAAGAAAGAAAGAAACAGUGGAGAGAAGAGAACUCCUCAGAAUUCACUUUGAAAACUCCUGUGCUAGAUAGUUCCUGAUGCAGUGAUAUUUCCGCAGUGCCAUUCAGAUUGCAUUAGCCAAGGAUCCACAGUGGAAUAAGAGAAAUGUAAUAAAAUGCUUACCUGUGGAUAGUGUUUUGGGCUACUUGGAAGAGCUAUCAAAUAUUCACAGAAAUCUCUGCAGGAAUGGUUCAGGGUUAACUGAAGCAUAUUCCCUUAAAAUCAAGAAUGGUCUAGCCGUACAUGAGCCAUUCUGUUUUGAGAUUAUUAUAUUUAUUCUGCUUUUACUGUCUUGGCCAUUUGCCAAUGCCAGAAUGCAAGUAUGACAAAGAUAGAGAGUUUUCUAUUAUAAAUCCAAUAACAGUUUAUGGCUUUCUUCUUCUGGGGUCCUAAAUCAUAUCUGGCUGAUAUUCUGAUGUGAUUCUUUUAACUUUAAUUUUUGAUAGGUUAUAGAAAUCUGUUUUUGCAAUAAAAAAGCAUUAACGUGUACUGGAUUUGGCUUGUGUUCUGGGAAUGCAGAACAAUUUCCGACCAUCAUAAAAUGGGGUUGAGGUCCUUGUGUUUGUGAGGGUUUCACUGUGUUGUCUACGGAGUUUCUGCAUGUGGAUGUAUUUGAACUCUGUUGCAAAAUUUGUUUCAUGAAUACAUCUCCAUUUUACAGGCAGGCUGUAUAUUUCUGUUUUUGAAACUCAUCAUCCACUUAUUCUUAUCUGUCUAAUAUCUGCAUUUUUGUAGCAUAUAAAUAACAAAUGGGGUAUAAGAAGCACCUGUGUAUUCCUGUAAAAUGAAUUUUGUUUAGGAUCAUUUUGGCUUGUUACUAUGCCUUAGAGAAGAAUUCACCAUUGUAUAUGUCAUAUGUUAAACAUCGAGAAGUACAUAGAAAUAAACCCAUCUUACAGCAA